AGCCCCCGCUGUGCUGAGGCUUGUACUCAAUGACGGUGCACCCACGCUGCCAAUGUAAGCCCGCGUGCACGUAGUACAGUAGCUCUGGCUCGGGGCAUCUUUAUCUUAUUGUGUGUUGGGUUAUUUAUAGCGAGCCAGGCAUUGAGCCAGAUGUGUAACUUCAGUCCACCGCUCUAUCCUGCAGCAUGGGCACACAUGCUUUGCUGCAUCUGCUCCUCCUGCUCACACAUGUCUCCUACAGAGAACAGCUGUCUCAAAACACACCGAGUCCCUGAUCUCCACGGGGAAUUUGUCAUGCAAGGUCAUUGUCGGAAGCUGCUUUAUCAUAGUCCAAGAUCCGAAAAAGUUUGAGCAGGUUAGGUCACUCUUUAUCCGCAGUACUGUUUCUUUUCCCCUCAUUAAUGUCACUCCUCAUCGUCUCUUCAGUAUUCAUCUUUAUUCCACACUGUCUUUUCUCUUUUAAUCCCCACAGACACAGAAAGAAUAACCGACUCUCGCAAGCAAGAGGGAUGUGUGGAAACAGAGCAAGAGUAGUCUGGGAAUGAGGGAGCAUGAAAUUAUAGUUCGAGAGGGAGUCAGAGGGUCUGGAGUGAAGUUGUAGGACUGGAUUGGAGGGCAGUGAGAAUAAUUAGUCAAGUUCCAAAGAGUCCUCAUGUACAGAUAUGUCGAGAUCGUACGUGAGGAGACGCGAGAGGAGAGAAGCGGCAACACUUUGAAAGGGGGAGAGAAAACUUUGUUUCUUGUGUGGUACAUUGGGCAAACUGAGAGGGGAAGUUGUGACAUUAACAGACAGGAAGUGACUGUUAUUACCAUUUUGUCCUCAAAACAGCAAGUGUUCAGAGUGAAAAAAAAAUCUAUUAAUGAGUUAUGUUUGGUAGUUGAUAAGGAUGGGAACGAUGUAGUUGUAUGCCUCUGCAUCAAGGUGACAUUGUCUCCUAUAGUCUAACUGUAACUGAUGCUUCACUGUAGAUAUUUAAAUUCUCAGCCACUGAGCGUUUCUAAUGUUCCUUUGCAGACAACUUAAGUCUCAAGAUGGAAACUUACUUCAGUGUGAUGAGUCUUGGUUGCAGGCAAUCAAUCACAGACUGAGGCAAUAAGUUAAAAACCAAGCAGCAUGAUUGAAUUCUCACAUAGAGUCACUGAAAUUAAUGUUGUGGUAAGACGUAGACUGUGCGUCGGGUCCAUUAGGGAGGGAGUCGGUGAGAAACAUCUUGCCUUAAGCGGGGAGUUGUAAACGUGACUGUCGGUGCUGUUGUUGGACUGGGAUUCACCUCGGCCAUCUGGAGACUUGGGCUCUAAUCUGCCUCUCUAAUUGUCAGUAAUCUGAACAGUCAUGCGUGUCCUUGGUUGGUGCUGCAGUCCCAGGUAUGGAUGGAUCGAACCUGGCUGAAACUGGGCAAAUGAAGGAGAAGCAGGUGGCUGCGGUGGAUUGGGUUGGGGGCUCUGCAGCAGGGGUGCCAGGACGGGCUUGAUGGUGCUUAGGCAGGCUGGUUAGGGAUUGUCGAGCGGGCAGCAAUGUAAGGUGUCUAAAGUAAGGGAAGAUAAAACAAAGGGAAGCCUGUGAAGCAGGUGAAUUAGCAUGAUAUGGAGUGGAAGUAGAUCUGAGCAAGUCUGCAAACUUGAAAAAGCAAUAUAAUACUCCUCAUUAAAUACAAUGUUCUGAAAACAAUCGUUUUGUGGGUGUAAUAUUGGUGACUGGUUUCACUGUAUUACUAAAAACACCUCCACUUUUCUUUGGUUAAACCAUUUACUGCCCCUUUCUGUCCCUCUAACAUGAUAUAGAUUGACAGAUUUGUAAUUGCUCAGAGACUUGUGAGCAUACUCCAGUGAUUCUGAUGCUGUACUAAUUUCCCAGCAUGCAAUGUUGGCCAGAAAGUCACCAUGUCUGAAUACAUCUCCAUGUAUAUUUGCUGUGACAUCUAUCGGAGAGGAAACACGGCGAGAAGGAAAGUGAAUGAGCAGGCGGUAUAAAGCCAUUAGACACAAUAUCAUGCCACAAAGCAGAUGAUGAAUAUCUCAGCUGAAUACUUGGUAAUUAGAUAUAAAACAUGCUGUAACUGCCAAAUCUAUGCAGCGUGAACGCCCAUCAGAACAGCUGGCUAAAGCCAUAUACGCACAACUGUGGCGGAAACACAUUUGUGCAUUCGCGUCGCUGUGGCUGCUGCUCAUCACUGUGGAGAUGAUGCCGUCCUCUUGUUUGCCAGUUCCCCAUCCUCCGGUCCCAACAUCUGUCAGCCAACACAGUGGAUUUUAAUCAUAUGCACUGGCUGAUUGACCCAUCACGUUUUACUCCACAUUCAUUCAUUUCUCAAAGUCUCAAUUAGAAUAGAUAACACAGUACUCGUGGAAGCACAUGAACAAAAACCUAACUUGUUUGUAUGUAUAAAGACCAAAGCUGCGCAAUCUUCGUGCCUAUUUAUUUUUUAUUUUUUUUUAUUUAUCGUUUGCUUGAGAUUCAUUAAAAAUCAGUGGCAAAAGGAUUUCCACAUGAAAGCCUCCCCUGAAAUAUUCAUAUUGAGUUGGUAGGAUAAACCAAACCCUGUCUGUUUUGAUACUUCGCGGUGGUUUUAUGGAGUCUGUGUGUGUGUGUAAAGCCACUGAGAGCAAAUAUGAUAGGUGAAAGUAACAUCACCAGACACGCAGAAGACAUUUUGUGACAGAGAGGUGAUAAACCCUGGCAACAGUGACACAUUAGAGUUGCUAAUGGCAGUAAUGAUGGCAACAGAAAGGAUGAAUGUGUAACACAGAACAGAUGGGAGAUAGAAACACACUGAGAGAGAGAGAGGGAUUGAGGGAGGGAGGAGAAAAAGAAGACGUGUGAGAAAGUGUUUUAGCUUUUGCAUAUAUCCCUGGAGAAGUGGCCCAGGGAAAAGGGUUGAGUGCUCUCUUCUGCGGUUCUCCUCCACAAGGCUUAGUGGUGGAGGAGAACACGGAGCCCAUCCCCCAGUGGAUUAUUCCUCUGACAGUGCUAAGCCCCCGUAUACUCCCAUGUCCAUGAGGCCUUCAUACAAAUGUACUCUAUGCAGUGAACACACAAACACACGUUGUGGAGAAUCAUCUUAAUUCUCUGUCCUCCUUUCAAGUGUCAUAAAUGAUCUGGACAGAAUGUCACAAGAUGAUACUUGGACCCUGUCACACACACACAUGCAUGCAUGCACGCUGGCUCUAUUUGACACAAUCUGCUUUUCCUGUUAUAUAAGACAUGUUACCGCGAUAAUGAGUUCUAUUGAGGGAAGGAAGGAGUGGAGGUACACGUUUAUUAGACCACCACCCAAAGCCACACAGAAUUGUUAAUUAUCAAAAUCCUUUUUUAUGUUUGUGUAAGGGUUUACACGCGCUCUCUAACUAGAAUUAUGUUUUUAAUGCUAAAUUAUAAUUGUUAUCCGUGAAUUGACAAAAAGAAGAAUUAGUACAGCACAGAAUUAAUUCUUGAUUCAGAUGUCAAAAUAUAGUUUUAGUGGUUGAAUGUUAAUUUCUGACUAGUUAUAAACAAGUUUUUGAAAGAUUUCUUUAGUCUAAAUUUUAUGACUUGUGGUCUGAUAAAUUUGCUAAGCUCUGUAUGGCAGUACACAUGUGUGUGUUUUUGGGUUGUGUGUCUGCCAUGUUGUAUCUGUGUAUGAGGAUAUGCAUUUUCAUUUUCACUGUAAGAGAAAGAGAAAGCAUGUGAUUUCAUAUGGUCUGACUGUAACUGUGACUAUGACAUCAUUGUGUUUUUCUCUCCCCAUGGAGCAUGUUCUCCUGGUUCUUCAAAAGUCCCGGGUUUCCACUGUCACGAUACAAUGAUCUUCUCAGAUUUUCCUUUUUUUCCCCCCAAAUACAGUUUGUUAUUUGCAGAACUGGCAGGAGGGAUUGAACAAAUCACAGUUUUUACCUAUAAUGGAUCACACAAGAAGACAGCCUGAUCUUUAAUUAAAGUAGGAUUACAAUACAUAAAAACUAUCACUCAGUGUGGCGUGUCUGUGAUUAAAAUCCCAUGCAGGGAUUUGUGUGAAUUGGAAGUGGGAAUAAGGCAAAUGUGAGGCUGUUUGCCACAACGUAGAUAGUGAAAAAUCAAAGACAGAAUGUCCACAUGUUUCUAAAAGCAGUCUCCUUAUAAAGAGAGGAGGAGGAGCAGCUAAACGUGGCUGAUGAUGGGCUUUCAAAUACCUCAAGGUUAAACAAUGUAUAUGUGCCACUCCAACUAUUCUGAGAAGUCGCACGGCAGCAACCCUCUCUGUCCUCACACGGAGCUGAGAUGAAAAAUCAACACACCGUGAAAAGAUGGUUUGUCAGGCUCCAGUCAGGAGGUUUCACGUUCUCUCUGUCCUCCUCCCAGAAAUAAAACAUGUGAACAAAAGUAGAAGGGAAAAAGUGUGAAACUGUCCUUCAUUCUCCUUAUCUCGUGUUCCGUUUCCUCUGCUGCCAAGCUCCUUUCUCUGCUUAUUUCUCUUCCCAUAAUGCUCUGACAAGAGUCUGUGCCAGCAUGUGUUUACUCUUGUGUUCUUGGAGACAAAAACUGACUGUAAAGCUCAAAGCCAAGGUGUCUGCGUCUGUGCCAGCCUCAUGCUACUGACACACUCUGGUCGUUCAGUAAAUUCCGAGGCAACAAAUUUUGACUCCCCAGCUUUGACUGAAGUGGAAACCUCGUCGUCCGCUGCUGCUCGUGCUGCAGUGGAGUCUGGCAGCGCAGGCCGAACCCAAAGCCUUCCAGAAUCCUGCCACACCACCACGCUGGGUGUAAGAAACCCACUGCCCCUGGAUUCUCCUCUGCUGCCUCCUCCCGCUGCAGACAGCCAUGACCUCCUUCAUCUGUCGCUUCCUGACCUGCCUCCACCUCCGCCAGCAUGCAAACCAUUAUCUAAUUCCAGCCAUCCUCCUCCUCUUCCUCCUUCUCCUCCUCCUCCUCCUCCUCCCCCCCCAAUGCUGCAUCUUGGGGAGAGUCUCCAACGUCCUACCACCCUCACCUUAAAGACACUGCCGCGACCUGCCACGAGGGAGAAUGGUGUCCCACCACUCGGGGUGGAUGAGGACGAAGAGGAGAGGAAGAUGCUGGAGGAGGAUCUGAAAAAAUGCAUCGACGACUUCAAAAGGAUCCGCUUGCCCAGGGAGUUUCCGGAUCGCAAGAGGCACUGGCAAAGUGACUUGCUCAAAAAGUACAAUGCGUAGCGUAUACUUUACAAACAAUCUGAGAGAAGCAGACUUUUUAUCCAUAGUUAGGGAACGCUUAUUGUAGCAGCCUUUGCAUGUCAACAGAACUGAUCAAGUGUAGUGUGUAGUGUUAAGGCUGAGCUAGUAAAUAGCAUCAACUGGCAAAUAUUAAUGACAUCACCCAUAACAAUCUGAACUCCCGUGUUCAAACUUCGAGAUAUCUGUUUUGGAGGUUGAGGUUUUUGCCACUGAAGGUAACCAGGCUCCUCUUGGAUGAUACCAGCUGUCAAUCAUACUGCUGUCCAUUCAUGUGGCCCGUGAUAAAGAAGAGCUGAAACUAGUAAAUGAGAGCAUGUGCUCCUCAGGACAACGUCCACUGACAUUAUAAAUCCAGUGAGAACAAGGAUCAUUUUCCAAUAGACUUUUAGUUGCUCCUUGGUGGUGAUUCAACAUAUUCUUAGGUUUUCCUUAGCCACCAGAGGAAUAUGUCCACUUUUUAUAUAAAUGCUAAAUAUUCAUUAUAUAUUAUA
Molecule: messenger RNA, 5657 nt
Organism: Solea senegalensis (Senegalese sole)
Lineage: Eukaryota; Metazoa; Chordata; Actinopteri; Pleuronectiformes; Soleidae
Product: histone-lysine N-methyltransferase SETD1B-like
Exons: 2
Coding region: 4543-5145 (200 amino acids)
Source: RefSeq, a predicted model, not a curated record